AUGCAGUUCCACGUUCCGACACUCUGCCUCGUAACCGACCGCCUCCGUUGCAACGGACGGCGCAUCGAAGAUGUCGUGGACGCUGCGGUCGAUGGUGGGGUAGGGCUGGUGCAGGUGCGCGAGAAAGACUUGCCGGCUGCCGAACUAUACGCUCUGGCGCUGCGUCUCAAAGAUGUUGUGGGCAGGAGGGCAUUGCUGUUCGUCAACGACCGUGUGGACAUAGCCCUUGCAGCCAACGCCGAUGGAGUGCAGCUCGGCGAGAACGCACUGCCGCUCGAAGCCGCAAGGCAGAUAGCCGGCGAGAGUCUGCUGCUCGGGCGCUCGGUCCACAGCGUUGCCGGCGCGCUGAAAGCCGAGGCUCAAGGCGCAGACCUGCUCGUUCUGGGCACAAUCUUCCCGACAGCUUCGCAUCCGGGUGCAGUCACUGGAGGCUCCAGGAUCGUGCGGGAAGUUGCUUCUGCGGUCAGUCUGCCGUUCCUCGGCAUCGGCGGCAUAGACGCAACAAAUGCUGGUGAAGUAAUCGCGCAGGGCGCAGUCGGCGCAGCCGUAAUCACCGCAAUCACAACCGCAGAAGACCCUGCCGCCGCAUCAGCCGACCUGCUGGCAACCAUGCAAGCAGCAGUCUUGUCAGUGCCCGCUAAGGCCAUGUGA
Molecule: messenger RNA, 651 nt
Organism: Geodia barretti
Lineage: Eukaryota; Metazoa; Porifera; Demospongiae; Tetractinellida; Geodiidae
Source: the annotation of a GenBank genome assembly